This is a messenger RNA of Drosophila ananassae, 1262 nucleotides long. RefSeq lists its product as uncharacterized. Gene Ontology annotation, molecular function: serine-type endopeptidase inhibitor activity. Bases 233 to 1201 code for a protein of 322 amino acids. The transcript has a single exon. NCBI's taxonomy places the organism in Eukaryota, Metazoa, Arthropoda, Insecta, Diptera, Drosophilidae. The record is from RefSeq and is a predicted model, not a curated record.
GAAACUGUAUUGUGGCCUAGGCUUGGUGCUCCUUUUUGGAUUUUUACUUUUAAUUAGUAUCUCCGAAGGGAUUCCUGGAUUCUCUAGACAACAAAAACCAUUAAACAUCACUGCCGAUCCGAAUUUUCCCGGAAUAAUAUACAACAUCAUAAGUAAACCUCAAAAUGCCAACACACCAUUUGUAAUCUCCCCCUUGGGAAUAUCACGAGUUUUGGGACUUCUGCUUUUCGCUAUGAAAUUCGCUUCGUCUGAAGAAAUCAUCAGGAUCUUAUAUCCGAAAAUACGCGGAAAUUCAAGUGAUCUUCCACCUCGACCCCAGAUCUUGCCACUGCAACAGACGGCCAUAAAAGAGCUCACUGCUGUUCUGGUGCAUCCCAGCAUACCUAUAAAUGUUUUUUUUGAGAUCGAGGCUGAUGAUGUCAGUGCCUUAUUGUUAAAGACAACGUUUGAGAAGGAGAACCUAGAGAAGCUCGACAAGAUCGCUGAGAAGUCCUUGGAUAUGCCUCGAGUUUUUAGUAAAUUUUUUCCGUUCGGUCCGUCAAAUCGAAUAAUAUUCUUCAAUUAUCUUCAGUUUAAAGGACAAUUUGAGAAUCGUUUAAAGUUUGAUCCGUUUCAUAAAUGUGAGAGAGUGAAUAGACUUCUAACACUAUUUGAAUAUAAUAAAGAGCUGGCUACCGCUAUUGUUGGACUUCGAUUUAGGAAAAGCAAUGCUAUCUUACUCCUCAUGCAGCCCAUGAAUACUCGGGGGGACCAAGGAUCAUUGCCCGAUUUGGAAAAGGCUCUGAAGACCGUAGAUCUGAGAAAAAUACGCCGGCGACUAAGAAUCAGAAUGUUACACUUAUGCUUACCGAAAAUAACUAUGUUCAGUAGCUUCAAUUUGAAGGAGUCCCUAAUCCAGGCCGGAGUUAAAAGAGUCUUCGACUCUUCGAUAGUUGACGCGCCUAGAUAUGCGGAGAGGGUGGAUCAAAAGCAGGAAAGGUUGCCUCUUGAUAAUAUUCGGGUUUCUACACACUUUUUGAUGGAGGAAGAUGGCAUCACAUUUGCCCAUUAUCCUGCAAAGAAUGUGACUUACGAGUAUGUACCAGGAGACAUCAAGGAAAUCGACCUGGAAGGUGUCGUCAAUAUAAGCAUGAAAAGGUUUAUUUAUGCUGUAGUCGAUCCUCAGCAAGUCUAUCUAAUGGGACGCUAUGUGAAAGAUUGAUAACGUUUAUUUUUUCUGAACUUUUGUGAAAGAAUAAAGCUGCAUAAUCCCUUUCUUCCCA